AUGAGGUUACUCGGAGUUUUGUUGUCGCUAGUCGUCUACAUUGUAGAAACAACCGCAGAAACAGAAAAUCCGUGCGAUGGUCUGCUUUCCGGAAUACUAAUUGACCCUGACAGUUGUUACAAGUUCGUAAUCUGUUACAAAGAAGAACCAGAGUUUUUGACUUGUCCGGAUGGAUCAAUUUUCUCCAUCGAUGAAAUAGCUUGCGUCCCGGGUGAUCAAGAGACAUGCAUCGAAGGAUACCCAGAGGAACCUCCCAACGAUCAGCGACCAUGCCGUGGAAUAGUAUUGGGACGAUUCCCUGAUCCAGACAGUUGCACUACGUAUAACAGUUGCAUCUUUGGUCGACAGCGGAAACAGUCCUGCCGUGAAGGGUAUGUGUUCUCGCAGAGAACAUUUUUGUGUCUUCCAGGAAAUCCAGAAUCAUGUCAGGUUCAGCUGUUUCCGACCACCACGACACCAGCGCCGGAGAGUGUUAAGCCUAUUCCAGCGGAUUAUUGCUUGCGCCACGAAAAGCCUUUCGGACGAUUACCACAUCCGCAGUUCUGCACCAGAUACGUCGAGUGCCUCGUGUGGAUCCCCAAGGAGGAAUUGUGUCCCAACUGGAUGGUGUUCAGUGAUCGGUUGAACAUCUGUCUUCCCGGUGAUCCAAACACGUGCCGAACGAUUUUGGGUCCGGGGGCUACUACUCCGGAACCGAAUCCACCGACUACAACGCUCGCACCGAUUCCGGAGGAUAUUUGUCCGGACAAAAUUGUUGCAGUGAUUCCACAUCCACACCACUGCCAUAUGUUUAUCACCUGCAUUUUAGGUAGACCCAAUGUGCAACAGUGCCUACCGUACAAUGUGUUUUCGGAGAAGCACUCCGUGUGUCUCCCCGGGGAUCCGACCACUUGUACUAUAUACUGGGAGUAG
Molecule: messenger RNA, 912 nt
Organism: Sabethes cyaneus
Lineage: Eukaryota; Metazoa; Arthropoda; Insecta; Diptera; Culicidae
Product: protein obstructor-E-like
Exons: 1
Coding region: 1-912 (303 amino acids)
Cellular component (GO): extracellular region
Molecular function (GO): chitin binding
Source: RefSeq, a predicted model, not a curated record